This is a messenger RNA of Oncorhynchus mykiss (rainbow trout), 3622 nucleotides long. NCBI's taxonomy places the organism in Eukaryota, Metazoa, Chordata, Actinopteri, Salmoniformes, Salmonidae. The record is from RefSeq and is a predicted model, not a curated record.
GCGAGUCUCUUUCCUUGGAUAGAAAAGCACAAGCUUUCCUUGAUUUAUCGGUGAAAUCCAUGGCAACUAGAGAUAGACAACAAAAGUAGUCGGACUACAAGUAACAACAAUGGAGAUGGACGGUAAGAUAGUGGAAAACUAAACGUUAGCUAGGUACUGUUGCGAACCCAGCAAUCAACGGUCAGCUCGAACAGUUAUUUGUUCAAGUUAAAAAGUUGAAGUUGAACUUUGUUCUUUCAAAUCAACAACGCCAGAUAUGACAGCUUUUCGUUUCACAGUCCAAAGUGCGAAAAAGUAGUGGUUUCUGAAGUUAACAAGUUACUGUACAAGUAACGUUAGACUUAUUUCUUUCAGCAUGCCUUUAUCGAGAAAACAAAGUGGGUGUCUUGUGUGAAACUCCCGAGAGGUAGACAGGGUGACUCAUUUAGUAUCAGACGUUACCAGUGACGGGUUUGGUAAUGGGAGAGGUGUGUGUGCGGGUUGCGGUUCGGGUCAGACCGUUGUUUCCCAAAAAGGUGCUCCACAACCACCAGCUGUGUGUGGUGCCCGACACCGUCCAGGUGAUGCUGGGUAGCGAUCCCACGCCUUUGGACCGACGGCACGGUCAGGUUUACAAGUCCUGUGUCAAACCUCUGGUGGCAUCUCUAGUUUACGGCUCCAAUGCUACAGUGUUCGCCUAUGAACAAACCGGGUCUGGAAAGACAUGCACCCUUGGUGGGGGACAUGUAGCAUCUCUGCCGGAGGAGGAGAGUGGGAUCAUUGGUCGGGUUGCAGCAGAUCUGUUUGUGCUCUUGGGGGAGAGGAGGGCUGCGGAUGCCAGGGCUGCGGUAGACGUUAGGGUGUCCUACAUGGAACUGUACCAGGAGGAGCUCAGGGACCUGCUGGAGGUCCAGACUGGCAACAAGGAGCUGCAUGUCAGAGAGGAUGACAGGGGUAACACUGUUGUGGCAAGAGAAACUGUGAAUACCUCCGCUGAGGAGUUGCUGAGCGUCCUGGAGGCUGGCAAUGCCCUGAAGCACACUGGCCCCUCUCAGAUGAACGGGCGCUCCAGCCGCUCUCAUGCUAUCGUUACCCUACAGCUGACGAAGGAUGACCACGACAAUGGCUCCCUCCGCUCCUCUAAACUCCACCUGGUGAAUCUGUCUGGGUCAGAGCGGGCUGCACGCACCAGGAACACAGGCCUGCUGGUAUUGGGCAACGUCAUCCUCGCACUCUCCAACCCGCACUUUCCAAUCGCCGCCACAACCAUGUGCCGUACCCCGCGCAUCGUCCGGGACUCACUGGGCGGCUCUGCCCACACACUGAUAGUGGCCUGCGUCAGCCCUUCCCACCACAGUUUCGCAGAGACGCUGAGUGUGCUUCAGUUUGCCUCAUGGCCAUGCUACGUGAAGAACCAGCCUGGGUUGUGUCCUGCCAGGGCGUGUUUCGGCUGGCAGCCUGGAGAGGCUCGUGUGGGGGAGCUGGAGCAGGAGGUCCAGACUCUGAGAGAGGCACUGAGAGAGAAGGAUAAGACAAGGAGAGGGAUUGCUUUGAGUGACAGCACCAAACAGGCCACUCAGGAGGAGCGGGAUGAGAGGGGGGCGGCUCUAGUGGAGGAGUCCCAGUACCGCUGCCUUGCACAGGACGCUGCCUUCCUAUUGGAGAAGCUCCAGAACUCCACCCGGAGUCCUGCUCUGCAGCAGCGUUUGCAGGAAUGGCUGGAGAGACACAGGGAGCUUAGCCACUCCGGCCACACUGGCUAUCAACAACCUGUGGGGGGUGCAGGGGAUGAGUCUCAACAGAUCACCAUCCUCCAGCUCAGACGUGAGCUCAAGAACUGCCAGGAUACUCUGGCUAUAGACAAGCAGGUGUUUGACCUGAGGGAAUCUGAGCUGGAGCAGGUGUAGAGGCAGGUGCAGACACUGCUACAGGAGAAACAGACACACCUCCAGUCCUUACAGGAGGAGAGGGAGCACAGACAAAUUAAGACGGAGCAGCUGGUGGAACAGCAGCUGUUGAUAGAUCGUCUCUGUGGUGACCUCCUGACCUUCAGGAUGGGAUCCUUUAGACCCUCGCUGGACACUGGGGCUUCUGGAAAGUCAGCGAGGAGACCUCAGUGUUCCCAUGAUCAGCUAAGGCCAUGGUUGUACGAGGAAGGUGUGUGUGUGUGUGUGUGUGUGUGUGUGUGUGUGUGUGUGUGUGUGUGUGUGUGUGUGUGUGUGUGUGUGUGUGUGUGUGUGUGUGUGUGUGUGUGUGUGUGUGUGUGUGUGUGUGUGUGUGUGUGUGUGUGUGUGUUUGUUUGUGUGGGGCUGUGGCAGUCACAAAAUGAUUGUCAGCUGGUGAUUGUCAAGCAAAUAACUGUCAGUCUCCGGUAAUUGCCCGUUAAUUAACAUAAACACAUUUAGCAUCUCCUGGCUUCCACACAUAGCCUACAAGCCAUUUUAAAAAGUCUAAUACAUCCAUGUAAUAUAGCCUACACCUUCACAAUAAAUGUAUUGUUUAUUUUAGACAGGUCUAAAGAAGCAUGAUAUGAAGAAACUGUAGUGUAUUUCAGAAGAAAAUAAUAGUACAGUAUACUCUGAGUUGUUCUGAUGUGGCUAUGCCAAAUGGCUGUGGGCUACACUUGUUCAUUUAGCAGACAAGAUUUGUUUAGAAUUCCGUGGCAUUAUUUUAUAUUGUUUUAUAGUAUGAAGAAUACAAUUGAGCAAAGCUCAAUAAAAUCUAAAUAUUUUCUCCAAAGGAUUUGAGGGAGUGCGCACAUUCGGCUAUUCUGUGUGAAGCGGUUAACAAAGGAAUAGGUCUUCCUAUAUGCUUAAUUUAGAGUUAUUAAUGUAACUUUAGUUGUUCUACAAACGAUAUGUUUUGAUUUUUAAUACAUUGUAAGGCUGCAUGAUGCGACUCUAAUGAGGAUUUGAAGAAAUUGACCAUAUUUACUUUUCAUCAGCCAACAAGAUGAGAAGCCCAAACGAACAGCAAUAACACUAGCCUAUGUCAGUCUACUAUCCCCCAUAGUACAAAAGUCGACCCAUUCUAUUCUGUGCGAGAAAUAAAUAUUCCAAACAGUCUGGGACAGUUGUGGGAUCCGAUAGAUCCCAAACUAAUACAACCGCUAGUAUAAAAAAAAUAUUUUUUAUGCAAUGUGGCUGACGCAACAGAUCAGAACGUUUAGCUUAAAAUGUUGAUAAACUAUAAGGCUAUUUCUUCACAUUAUAAGCGCAGCAAUGUGCACAUGGUAGUAGGCUAUAAGCAUGACUGUUCCAUUAGUGGAACACACCAUUAUCAAAAGUGACCGCAAAUGCAAUUAUGCAUGUAAUGCUUUUAUUAUGAAGGUGCAUUUUUAUGGUGAAAAUGAUGUUCCCCAAACUUGAACCUCACACGCUGCUUAUAUAUGCCAGUUAGGAUCUACACCCCGUGUAAAGCGGAUUGAUGUGCUUAAUUUUAAGAAGUUAUUUGGCCACUUUAGUUGUGAUACAAACCUCAAACAUAUAAUAGGCCUAUCGGCUAGGCUGCAUGAGGGUUGCGACUAUGAUUUGAAAAAGUUGUUUCUUACGCUGGCCAUCAUUCACAAGUGAUAAUGUAUCAUUCACAAGUGAUUGGUUAAUAUUGUCACCCAUCAGACUAUUCUAGAUUUAAUCUUGUCUUU